GCGGUGCCGAAUGCAGCUGCCGUCGGUGGUUCUCCGAUUCGGGGCGGCGAGGUGCCAGAGUAACAGUCACUUCGCGCAUGCUCACAGUCUCCAGGUGGGCGGUGUUUUCCUUUCCGCUCAGUGCUGAAGCGGAUCUUCUGUGGCAUCGGGAAAGGAUCCUCGCCUCCUGGGUCGGGGAGCUGGGGGUUGGGAUCACUGUCCGCAGGCCGAAGAUAUCAGUUUUCCCAUCGUUAGACCUGCGGUGAGAGAUUUAUUGGAAGAAAAACCCCAACUGGAAGCAAACCACGACUGAAGACGAGGGAACAGCAACAAGUGAACCAGCCCGAGGAUUGAGAGCAUCAGCUGGAGAGAACCCUUCUGACUCGGAGAUUCCAGUGAUUCAGUCAGGAGAAAGUUUGGUUAAAAAUGACAAGGAAUUUGUUUACGUGAAAAUUGAACACAACACGUCGGUUUUGCUGUCUCUGUCCAAAUAUUUAAGAAGUGGAGCAAGGGAUUCACUCGAUCAUCCUUCCUGCUCAGACUGUGGGGAGGGAUUCACUUGGUCAUCAGACCGACUGGCAUUCCCGUCAUUUUACACAGGGGAGAGGCCGUUCACCUGCUCAGACAGUGGGAAUGGAUUCACUCGGUCAUCUCAGCUGAAGGUACAUCAGCAAGUUCACACUGGGACAAGGCCAUUCACCUGUUCUGUGGGUGAGAAGGAAUUCAGUCGGUCUUCCCACCUGUGGACACACCAGUCAGUUCACACUGGGCGGAGGCUGGUCAUCUGCUGAAUUUGUGGGGAAGGAUUCACUCGAUCAUCUGAACUAAUGGCUCACCAGCGAGUUCACACUGGGCAGAGGCCAUUCACCUGCUCAGACUGUGGGAAGGGAUUCACUUGCUCAUCUAAACUGAAGGUUCAUCAGAGAGUUCACACUGGGGAGAGGCCGUUCACCUGCAAAGACUGUGGGAAGGGAUUCACUUCAUCAUCUCACCUGAAGGUUCAUAGGAGAGUUCACGCUGGAGAGAGGCCAUUCACCUGCUUAGACUGUGGGAAAGGAUUCACUUGCUCAUCUAAUCUGAAGGUACAUCAGAGAGUUCACACUGGAGAGAGGCCGUUCAAAUGCUCAGACUGUGGGAAGGAAUUCACUCGAUCAUCAACCCUACAAGCUCACCAGUCAGUUCACACUGGGGAGAGGCCAUUCACCUGCUCAGACUGUGGGAAGGGAUUCACUCAGUCAUCCAACUUACUGGUACACAAGUCAGUUCACACUGGAGAGAGGCCAUUCACCUGUUCAGACUGUGGGAAAGGAUUCACUUGCUCAUCUAAUCUGAAGGUUCAUCAGAGAGUUCACACUGGGGAGAAGCAGUUCACCUGCUUAGACUGCGGGAAGGGAUUCACUCAGUCAUCCAGCCUACUGGUACACAAGUCAGUUCACACUGGGGAGAGGCCAUUCACCUGCUCAGACUGUGGGAAAGGGUUCUCCCGGUUAUCUCAACUGAAGGUACAUCAGAGAGUUCACACUGGGGAGAGGCCAUUCACCUGCUCAGACUGUGGGAAGGGAUUCACUCGGUCAUCUGAACUGAAGGUACAUCAGCGAGUUCACACUGGAGAGAAGCCGUUCACCUGCUCAGACUGUGGGAAGAGAUUCACUCUGUUAUCUCAACUGAAGUUACAUCAGCGAGUUCACACUGGGGAGAGGCCAUUCACCUGCUCAGUCUGUGGGCAGGGAUUCACACAGUUAACUAGCCUACAAGCACACAGGUCAGUUCACACUGGGGAGAGGCCAUUCACCUGCUCAGACUGCGGGAAGGAAUUCAGACGGUUAACUAGCCUACAAGCACACCGGUUAGUUCACACUGGGGAGAGACCGUUCACCUGCUCAGACUGCGGGAAGGGAUUCACUCAGUCAUCCUACCUACUGGUACACAGGUCAGUUCACACUGGGGAGAGACCGUUCACCUGCUCAGACUGCGGGAAGGGAUUCACUCGGUCAUCCUACCUACUGGUACACAGGUCAGUUCACACUGGGGAGAGACCGUUCACCUGCUCAGACUGUGGGAAGAGAUUCACUGAGUCAUCUAAACUGAAGGUACAUCAGCGAAUUCACAUUGGGGAGAGGCCGUUCACCUGCUCAGACUGUGGGAAAGGAUUCACUCAGUCAUCCCACCUGCAAGCUCACCGGUCAGUUCACACCGGGGAGCGGCCGUUCAUCUGCUCAUACUGUGGGAAGGGAUUCACUCAGUCAUCUCAUCUGAAGGUACAUGAGAGAGUUCACACGGGGGAGAGGCCAUUCACCUGCUCAGACUGUGGGAAGGGAUUCACUUGGUCAUCUCAACUACAGAGACACCAGCAAGUUCACACUGGAGGAUUCAUGCGCUACGCUAUUCCUAUUGGUGAGAAGCGAUGUCAAUCACUGCUUCCAACCAAUAGAGGAGCCAGGCCAGCCGAGAGGGCGUUACCUCCGCUGACACCGUCUCCCGAACUUUCCGUCACGGCGGGACAACCGUCAAACCCUGCGAUACAAAGUUCGCCAUCGCCCAAGCACCGACCAAAUGCGCAGGCGUCAGCGUUUGACGUUUCCGAAUAUCACGCAUGCGCGCAAUACACGACUCAGUUAUCUGACCUAAUGGCUCACCAGCGAGUUCACAUCGGGGAGCGGCCGUUCACCUGCUCAGACUGUGGGAAAGGAUUCACUGUGUCAUCUCAGUUACUGAGACACCAGUCAGUUCACACCGGGGAGUGGCCAUUCACCUGCUCAGUGUGUGGGAAGGGAUUCACUCAGUCAUGUAACCUGAAGAUACACCAGCGAGUUCACACUGGAGAGAGGCCAUUCACCUGCUCAGACUGUGGGAAGGGAUUCACUUGCUCAUUUAAUCUUAAGGUACAUCAGCGAGUUCACACUGGGGAGAGGCCAUUCACCUGUUCAGACUGUGGGAAGGAAUUCACUCAGUCAUCUCAACUGAUGGUACAUCGGCGAGUUCACACUGGAGAGAGGCCGUUCACCUGCUCAGACUGUGGGAAGGGAUUCACUGAGUCAUAUCAACUGAAGGUACAUCAGCGAGUUCACUCUGGGGAGAGGCCGUUCACCUGUUCAGACUGUGGGACGGGAUUCACUCAGUCAUCUCAACUGAAGGUACAUCAGCGAAUUCACACUGGGAUGAGGCCGUUCACCUGCUCAGUCUGUGGGGAGGGUUUCACAAAGUCAUCUGCUGUACUGAGACACCAGUCAGUUCACACUGGGGAGAGGCCAUUCACCUGCUCCGUGUGUGGGAAGGGAUUCAUAGAGUCAUUUGAACUGAAGGUACAUCAGCGAGUUCACACUGGGGAGAGGCCAUUCACCUGCUCAGACUGUGGGAAGGGAUUCAUUCAGUCAUCUCAUCUGAAGGCACAUCAGCGAGUUCACACCGGGGAGAGACCGUUCACCUGCUCAGACUGUGGGAAGGGCUUCACUUGCUCACCUCAUCUACUAAGACACCAGUCAGUUCACAUCAGGGAGUGACCAUUCACUGGCUCAGUCUGUGGGAAGGGUUUCAAUUGGUCAUUUCACCUGCUGACACACAAGGAAAUGGCCGUUCACCUGCUCUGUCCGUGGGAAGGGAUUCAUUCAAUCAUCUCAACUGAAGGAACAUCAGCGUGUCCACACUGGGGAGAGGCAGAUCACCUACUGUGAAUGUGGUGAAGGAUUUGUGGUGGACAUGGACUGUGCCUUUAAAUAAGAGAGAGAGAAAAACUGUCUACAGUACUGCUGCCUGCUUCUUGGUUGCCAUGGUGAGAGAUAGGCAGAGUUAUGUGAUGGACAGUUCGAUGUUCACAGUUGCUUCUUGGUUGCCAUGGUGAGAGAGAGGCGGAGUUAUGUGAUGGACAGUUCGAUGUUCACAGU
Messenger RNA from Mobula hypostoma (lesser devil ray), 3860 nucleotides. RefSeq names its product zinc finger protein 850-like. NCBI's taxonomy places the organism in Eukaryota, Metazoa, Chordata, Chondrichthyes, Myliobatiformes, Myliobatidae. The coding region runs from base 807 to 3479 and encodes 890 amino acids. The record is from RefSeq and is a predicted model, not a curated record. The transcript has 7 exons.